AUGGAUUGUCUUCCGCGGAAACUACUACUCAGGCGUCGAUGGCUACGGGUCGGUAGCGGUGGUGACCAGAAAUAUCGGUGGACACAGUGUGAUAUUGACAUCACUAGUAGAUACUAUUAUCCAAAUUACCUGUGCAUUGAUCGACACAAUUGGUCAGAGCGGGUGCCGGCAUUUGAUGGCCAGUCAACUAAUGCCAAAAAUUUAGUGCCAAACAUUGUACACUAUAUACUGUUUGAAACACAUUAUAUAAAUUAUGUACACUUUUUGUCUACUCUAUCGGUACUGAAAAACCAGAAACCCGAUAGUCUAUACAUUCAUUGCGAUUGUCGACAACUAGGGGGUGACUAUUGGCAGCGUAUUAACCGAGUGGCCAACGCAACCAAUACUACACGGCUUAUUGUACGGGAAAUUCAACGACCGACUCAUAUAUUUGGCCAACAGUUGAGUCAAUCAUUUCACAAUUAUCACGCAUCAGAUAUCGGCAGAAUUCAAGUGCUUCGGGAGUUUGGCGGCAUUUAUCUGGACAGAGAUGUCUAUGAUGUGAAAAGUUUGGAUCCGUAUCCCAACUAUGAGAUGACACUGGACUAUGAAAUACGUGAUUGGGGUUUGAAUACUGAAUACAAAGUGUUGGGCACACAAACACUGAUAGCCCAUAGAAACUCACGGUUUUUGAAACUAUGGCUAAUGUGUUACUGUGAUUAUCAUCCCUGGGAAUGGUAUUACAAUGCGGGCGAAAUGCCUACUAAAGAGAUAUUAGAGAAACGGCCGGAUCUGAUACACGAUGCAAACGGUCAGUUUGCUGCCGAUAGUCAGCGUGUAUGUCCGCAACUUUACUAUCGCUAUCUAACCGAUUGGCGUCAAACCUAUCAUACGGUUCAUCUGAAUAUCAGAGAUAACUUACUUUCGCCGUUCGAUUGGUGUCUCGAAUCUAAACGACCGCCGAUCUCACGGUUCGAUGAAUACAAUGUCCGCCAAUUGAGUACAACAUUCGGCGAAAUGGCCAGAGAUGUGUUGGACUAUGAAAUAUCGGUUACAAACUAA
Molecule: messenger RNA, 1041 nt
Organism: Oppia nitens
Lineage: Eukaryota; Metazoa; Arthropoda; Arachnida; Sarcoptiformes; Oppiidae
Exons: 2
Coding region: 1-1041 (346 amino acids)
Source: RefSeq, a predicted model, not a curated record